AUGUGCCUGUUCCCCAGGGUGGGGCUGUGUCUCAUUCCCCCAGUACUGUGUGUUCUUUGGGAAGGGGAGGGGCCGGGGGAGGCGGUGCUCGUUUGCCCCCCCCUGGUGGCUGAAUCUGGAUUUGCAGUUGAGAAAGGCUGUUCUGGGGUUCCCAAACCCUUCGACUGGCUCCCGCUAGAGUCUGGACCUCAGGGCCUGUUCCUCUUCCAGAAAAACCAGUCCAGGCCCCUGCAGGCUCUUGGGGCAGAGGGGGCAGACAAAAUCAGCCACCCCAGGGCCUGGUCAGCACACACCUCGGGGACAAACCUUCAUAGACUGCCAGAUCCCAGCCCCUUCAUGAUGUCGUUUCUGAUGCCCACCCUGCUUCUACUGGUGCUGCUGGAUCUCGGGGCUGCAGAUUUCAACAUCUCCAGUCUCUCUGGCCUAUUGUCCCCAGCCCUGGCAGAGAGCCUUCUAGUUGCCUUACCCCCUUGCCACCUCACAGGGGGCAAAGCCUCUCUGAGUGUCAGAAGAGUCAAUGAAACCAAAGGAAUAACACAUAACUUCACAGUAACCCCCUGCCGAGGGCGAAGGGACCUGGUGAGUGUGGUAUACAGCAGUGGCAGCUUCACCGUCACCCGACUCAAUGCCUACCAACUCACCAACCUGGUACCUGGCACCAGCUACUUUGUCUCCUACUCCGUGGAGAAAGGAAAUGCUGUAGAACACAGUAACAGAGUCCGGAUGGCUACAUUGCCUCGCAGAAAAGUGGAGACCUUGGGGCUGGGCAUGGCACGCACCGGGGGCAUGAUAGUCAUUACUGUCCUGCUCUCCGUGGCCAUGUUCCUGCUGGUGGUUGGCUUCAUUGUUGCUCUGGCCCUCGGCGCUCGAAAAUGA
Molecule: messenger RNA, 876 nt
Organism: Vombatus ursinus (common wombat)
Lineage: Eukaryota; Metazoa; Chordata; Mammalia; Diprotodontia; Vombatidae
Gene: UPK2
Product: uroplakin 2
Exons: 9
Coding region: 1-876 (291 amino acids)
Biological process (GO): epithelial cell differentiation
Cellular component (GO): apical plasma membrane
Source: RefSeq, a predicted model, not a curated record